AUGAGCAAACUGUCGUUCCGGGCCCGGGCGCUGGACGCGUCCAAGCCGCUGCCCGUCUUCCGCUGCGAGGACCUGCCCGACUUGGCCGAAUAUGCCUCCAUUAACCGGGCCGUGCCGCAGAUGCCCACGGGCAUGGAGAAGGAAGAGGAGUCGGAACAUCAUCUCCAACGGGCUAUCUCAGCACAACAAGUAUAUGGAGAGAAGAGGGAUAACAUGGUUAUACCGGUUCCAGAAGCAGAAAGUAAUAUUGCAUACUAUGAAUCUAUAUAUCCUGGAGAAUUUAAAAUGCCAAAGCAGCUGAUUCACAUACAGCCUUUUAGUUUGGAUGCUGAGCAGCCGGAUUAUGACUUGGAUUCGGAAGAUGAGAUCUUUGUGAAUAAAUUGAAGAAAAGAAUGGACAUCUCUCCUUUGCAAUUUGAGGAGAUGAUAGACAGACUAGAAAAGGGCAGUGGUCAGCAGCCAGUCAGCCUGCAAGAGGCCAAGCUGUUGCUGAAGGAAGAUGAUGAAUUGAUCAGAGAAGUGUAUGAGUACUGGAUUAAAAAGAGGAAAAACUGUCGAGGUCCCUCUCUUAUCCCAGCAGUAAAACAAGAGAAGCGAGAUGGUUCCAGCACAAAUGACCCUUAUGUUGCUUUUAGAAGACGAACAGAAAAGAUGCAGACACGAAAAAAUCGAAAAAAUGAUGAAGCAUCUUAUGAGAAGAUGCUUAAGCUGCGUCGAGAUCUGAGUCGUGCAGUAACCAUCCUGGAGAUGAUAAAGAGAAGGGAAAAAAGCAAGAGAGAGUUGCUGCAUUUAACACUGGAAAUUAUGGAAAAGAGGUAUAAUUUGGGUGACUACAGUGGAGAGAUCAUGUCUGAGGUCAUGGCACAGCGGCAGCCAAUUAAACCUACCUAUGCUAUUCCCAUCAUUCCUGUGACUAACAGCAGUCCUUUUAAACACCAAGAAGCUAUGGAACUGAAAGAAUUUAAAGUGAAACAAGAUAAACCUGAUGUUAUUAGACCCAAAAGAAAGUAUGAGAAGAAGCCAAAAGUCUUACCUUCGUCUGCUGCUGCUACUCCUCAACAGUCAAGUCCUGCUGCACUGCCAGUCUUUAACGCUAAAGAUUUGAAUCAGUAUGAUUUUCCUAGCUCAGAUGAAGAACCUCUCUCCCAGGUUUUGUCUGGUUCUUCGGAGGCUGAGGAAGAAAAUGAUCCCGAUGGUCCGUUCGCCUUCCGUAGGAAAGCAGGCUGUCAGUACUAUGCUCCUCAUUUAGACCAACCUGGCAACUGGCCAUGGAGUAGCCCUAAAGAGGGAAGAUUAGGAGAUGUGCGUUACAGAUACUGCUUAACCACCCUCACUGUACCCCAGAGGUGUAUUGGGUUUGCACGAAGACGGGUCGGCCGUGGUGGAAGGGUGCUACUAGACAGAGCGCAUUCGGACUAUGAUAAUACAUUUCAUCAGCUGGAUUUGGAAAUGUUUUCCUCAUCACAACACUCUUCAAUCAGUCAAUUUGCCAAUACCUCAGAAACAAAUACCUCGGACAAAUCUUUUUCAAAAGACCUCAGUCAGAUACUAGUCAAUAUCAAAUCAUGUAGAUGGCGACAUUUUAGGCCUCGGACACCAUCCCUACAUGACAGUGACAAUGAUGAACUCUCCUGUAGGAAGUUAUACAGGGGCAUAAAUCGAACAGGCACAGCACAACCCGGGACCCAGACAUGCAGUACCUCUAUACAAAGUAAAAGUAGCAGUGGUUCAGCACAUUUUGAAAGUGAAACAUCUUUGGGCCUGGUGCAUCAAAUACUAAAUCACACUGAUGGCUCUAAGUCUCUCCAAUCUUCUGAAUUCACUGCAUUUACAGCCGAACAAUACCAGCAACAUCAACAGCAACUGGCACUAAUGCAGAAACAGCAGCUUGCACAAAUUCAUCAACAGCAAGCAAAUAGUAAUUCCUCUGCCAACACAUCACAGAACCUUGAAACUAACCAACAGGAAAGUGGCUUUCGCCUGAAUCUACAUCAUAGCCAUUCUGUAAAGUGUUUAGAAGGGACACUGCAGGGUUUUAUUUCCAAGACACUGGAUUCUGUUAGUGCUCAAUUUGCUGCUUCAGCUUUGGUUACAUCAGAACAACUGAUGGGAUUCAAAAUGAAGGAUGAUGUAGUGCUUGGAAUUGGGGUGAAUGGCAUUCUUCAAGCCUCAGGAGUGUACAAGGGCUUACAUCUCAGUAAUACUACACCUACAGCACUUGUCCAUACAAGUUCAUCAUCAACAGCAGGUUCAGCCUUGUUACAGCCUUCAAAUAUAACGCAGACUUCAAGUUCCCACAGUGCACUGAGUCAUCAAGUAACUGCUGCCAAUUCUGCAACAACUCAGGUUCUGAUUGGGAACAACAUUCGAUUAACUGUACCCUCAUCAGUUGCCACUGUAAACUCUAUUACCACACUCAAUGCACGACAUAUACCUAGGACUUUAAGUGCUGUUCCAUCAUCUGCCUUAAAGCUGGCUGCAGCAACAAAUUGUCAGGUGCCCAAGGUUCCAGCUUCGUCCUCUGUGGAUGCAGUACCAAGGGAAAACCAUGAAACGGAGAAGCCAGCACUGAACAAUAUAGCGGACAAUACAGUAGCAAUGGAGGUGACGUAGUUUCCGCAGGAGUGAAACUGCAGCCUUGGGAACUUGUUUAGGUGCUAUGCAUCAGUAGCAUUUUGAAUGCAAGGGAUGAUGGAAUGCCGCACAUUGCGUUUCCAUGGCAGCUGUGGGGACUUGACAGCAAUGCACAUCUCUCAUGCUUUGGUUUUUCUUUUCUUACUGUUAAUAGGAAAGAAUCAACAUCUGUAAAUUAACAAUACAGCAAUUAUCUGUACAGUACUGCAUAUUUGUAAUACCCUUGUAUAUAUGUUACUUGAAUACAAAACUGUUCAUUUGUGAUGCUUUGCA
Gavia stellata (red-throated loon) is the source of this 2907-nucleotide messenger RNA. RefSeq names its product enhancer of polycomb homolog 1 (gene EPC1). NCBI's taxonomy places the organism in Eukaryota, Metazoa, Chordata, Aves, Gaviiformes, Gaviidae. The coding region runs from base 1 to 2613 and encodes 870 amino acids. Gene Ontology annotation, biological process: regulation of transcription by RNA polymerase II. The transcript is spliced from 16 exons. The record is from RefSeq and is a predicted model, not a curated record. Gene Ontology annotation, cellular component: piccolo histone acetyltransferase complex.